This is a messenger RNA of Papilio machaon (common yellow swallowtail), 1948 nucleotides long. Its product is annotated as 4-coumarate--CoA ligase 2. The coding region runs from base 55 to 1761 and encodes 568 amino acids. The record is from RefSeq and is a predicted model, not a curated record. Gene Ontology annotation, molecular function: long-chain fatty acid-CoA ligase activity. Gene Ontology annotation, biological process: fatty-acyl-CoA biosynthetic process; long-chain fatty acid metabolic process. Lineage: Eukaryota; Metazoa; Arthropoda; Insecta; Lepidoptera; Papilionidae. The transcript has 8 exons. Gene Ontology annotation, cellular component: mitochondrion.
CGUCGUUUCAGUUCUCAUUCCGUUGCCGCCAAAAGCGCGCGCAAAUCGCAAAACAUGGCGCGUAAACUUCUCUUACGUCAAUUCAAACAGCUGCGGUCCCUAAGAAGAUUUACAACGAGUGUAAAUCUUAAAAAUCACGAGCAAUAUGUUAUUAAAUCGCCAUUAGAAGAUGUUAUAGUUCCUGACAUGAGAUUUUUAGACCGUCUAUGGCUGGAAUCUCCGAGUUUUGUCAAUCAUGUUGCAAUUGAAUGCGCGGAAUCAAAGAAAAGUUACACGUAUCUACAGCUGCAGAAGAACAUGGCAGUGUUCGCUACAUCACUAAGGAAGAAACUGGGCUUGAACCCGGGAGAUGUAGUCGCUGUGAUGCUGCCCAAUUGUCCAGAAUUCCCAAUCGUCGCGUUUGGCGCUUUGCAAGCUGGAUGUGUUGUGACUCCUAUAAAUCCUAUUUAUAAAGAACUUGAAGUAUCUCAUCAAGUAUCAACAACUGGACCAAAAGUAUUCGUCACUAUACCGCCCUGUUAUGAGACAGUCGUGAAAGGCCUUCAAAAUGCGAAGAUAGAUGCAAAAAUUGUUGUCAUUGAUAAUCCAGCGGCCCCAGUACCAGAAGGUGCGAUUCGGUACUCAGAAAUAUCAGAAUCUGGAGAAGCUGAUUAUAAUCUUUUAGAUAAAGUAGAAAAGAAGAAAGACGAUGUAGCGUUUAUACCUUUCUCAAGUGGUACUACAGGAUUGCCUAAAGGCGUGGAAAUAACGUACGGAAAUCUUUUAGCUGCUGUUUCGAUUAUGCAAAAUGAAAAGAACUCUUAUCCGAAACUCACUCAAGGUGACUUCCAGGACGUCGUGCCUUGUAUUUUACCAUUUUUCCACAUUUACGGUCUCGUGGUAGCAUUAAUCGGACAUUUGGCGAAGGGGUGCAAAUUGAUAUCGUUACCAAAAUUCUCAGCGAGCUUGUAUCUUGAUGUGUUGGAUAAGCAAAAGCCAACAUUAUUGUACGUUGUGCCACCAAUCGCGAUUCUACUUGGCAAGCAUCCGGACGUAAAAGCGGAACAUUUUGAGAGAGUAAGAAACGUCAUAUGCGGGGCAGCGCCAUUAGCCGAUUCUGAUGUUCACGCCAUUUUAGAGAAGUGUAAACGUAAGUUGGAAUUUAAUCAAGGCUUUGGUGCCACGGAGACAACAUCAUUGGCGACAUCAACACCGAUGGGCUCAACAAUCCUGGAUUAUUCUGCAUGUGGUGUGCCCAUGGCCAAUGUUCAACUAAAGUUUGUUGAUCCACUCACUGGUAAUCCUGUUCCUAUUGGAGAGCAAGGAGAACUAUAUGUGAAAAGCCCAACUGUAAUGAAAGGCUAUCACAAGAACGAGAAAGCAACCAAAGAAUCAUUAACUGACGAUGGUUACUUUAAAACUGGGGACUUAGGAUAUUACAAACCAGAAACUGGACUUUACAUAACUGACAGGAUAAAGGAGCUAAUUAAGGUAAAAGGAAUGCAAGUAGCACCAGCAGAAUUAGAAAGUAUUCUUCGUUCUCAUCCUGCAGUACAAGAUGCGGCUGUUAUAGGAAUUCCUCAUGAAAUAUACGGUGAAGUUCCUAAAGCUUUUGUUAUUCGCAAAAAUGGUAAAGAAACGUCAGCUGAAGAACUACAAAGCUUCGUAGCUGAUAGAGUAGCUGUAUUCAAGAAGAUAGAAGAAGUUACAUUUGUUAAUGACAUACCUAAAACAACAACGGGGAAAAUAUUGAGGAAAGACUUGAAGAAAAUGUAUGCUUAGUAUAAACAUGUGAUUUAUGGCUGUGAUGUUUUUAACUGUAGAAUUAGACUGUCAUGUCAUUUGUAUUUAAGCAUAUUGCUGUCCCAGUUUUGUCAAUUAAAUAGGAUAGGAUGUCAAUAUGUAUCAAUACAAGAGUCAUAGCAAUGGACAUUUUCGUUCAAAGUUACAAAAUUGUUAAAAUUUACAU